AUGCCUCUAGUAUCUAUAAUAAAGAACAAAUCGACUCUUAGAAAAAAGAUGACAGAGGCUGUUCAUCAUAAAGGGGCAGUUAUCUUUUGUCAACUUUGGUCUAUAGGCCGUACAGAUUUUCGAAAAUUGAAUCCUAUAAAUGAACUUAUUAUCUCUGCUUCAGCUAUUCCUAUAAAGGGUCAAUGUGCACUUUUGGGUGGUGUGGAUUAUGAAGUGCCUUAUGCCUUAGAGAUUGACGAAAUAAAAGCUGUCAUUGAAGAUUAUCGAUUUGAUGAUGUUGAAAUACAUGCUGGUUUUGACUACCUUAUUGCUCAAGUUAUGAAUUCAUCUAGUAAAAUAAUACGUACUGAUGAGUAUGGAUGUAGUAUUCAAGUGCUUCAUCUGCAAUGGGUGAAGAACAAAGUGAUAUUCGAAUUCUCUCCUGUUGUGUCAUUUCAAGAUAUGCAUGAUGAUACUCCUUUCGAAACCUGGGGCUAUUUAAUAUCUCAACUUUAA
This is a messenger RNA of Cokeromyces recurvatus, 495 nucleotides long. RefSeq lists its product as uncharacterized. Gene Ontology annotation, molecular function: FMN binding; oxidoreductase activity. The record is from RefSeq and is a predicted model, not a curated record. The transcript is spliced from 3 exons. Lineage: Eukaryota; Fungi; Mucoromycota; Mucoromycetes; Mucorales; Mucoraceae. The coding region runs from base 1 to 495 and encodes 164 amino acids.